Anopheles gambiae (African malaria mosquito) is the source of this 4900-nucleotide messenger RNA. RefSeq names its product transcriptional repressor protein YY1. The transcript has a single exon. Lineage: Eukaryota; Metazoa; Arthropoda; Insecta; Diptera; Culicidae. Gene Ontology annotation, cellular component: PcG protein complex; transcription regulator complex. Gene Ontology annotation, biological process: regulation of transcription by RNA polymerase II. The record is from RefSeq and is a predicted model, not a curated record. The coding region runs from base 1752 to 3281 and encodes 509 amino acids. Gene Ontology annotation, molecular function: RNA polymerase II cis-regulatory region sequence-specific DNA binding; DNA-binding transcription factor activity, RNA polymerase II-specific.
UAUUUUAGUUUUGUGAAUUUUUGUAAGAAAAUCAGCUAAAUAAAGCACGUUUUAAAGUGCAAUGUUGCCUAUUAAAAUAACAAAAAACACUGCCGCCAAUCGUUCGUGCAGUUUCGAACAUCGUACGAUGCCGUCCCGCUCUAGCGCCCGACUGGCCGGGCGAAACCGCGUCUGAGGGGGCAUUUUCGCCCGAGCGAGCGAACAGACGCACUCAUUUUUUCCCUGUCUUCUCGCGAGGAACAAAUUCUACCCCGUCGUGUGUGCGGCAGCCAUCUUUAUUUUGGAAACGUGAAUAUUUGUCAGCAUUCACGGGCUUAGCACAGGCAAUUUGCGGAUCGUCGGAAGCGUGUUUCGUGUCGGCGAGUGGCAAAUCGAACGGUAAACGGUGCGAAAGUGGUCAGAGGUGGUGUGCCGUGGGACAAUCGCUCGCCUGCGGAAGCACACCCCGCUGCGUGAAAAGCCAAGCGGAACGGAUCGAAAUAGCAAAAAAAAGCAAGCGAAGAAGUGUUCUCGUUGGUGUGCGGUGGUGUGCGUGCGCCUAUUCAUCUCGACGAGCAGAGGGAAACACUGCACAGCACAGCUGCAGGCAGGCAGGCAGGGCAGCAUUAGCAGAGAACGGCAAAGAAGGAAAUGCGCCAAUGUUUGUUUCGCGUGCUGCAUCCAAGUUCGCUAUUUUGAUACGCCACAAGCGGAUGGUUCGUGUGUCGAUCGGAACAAUUCACGGUAUGCGGAGUAGCAUCGGACAGUUGAAAGGAUUCCCCCUGGCUCUCGUUGCGGAGCUUUAAACGUACAACUGGGGAUUCUUCACACAAACACACACAUACGUACGCAUUUACACACAAGCGACGAAACGGAAAGUGUGUUGUGUUGUAGUGUGCGGUGCGGCAUAUCGUUCUAACGCAGUGAAAUAAAGCAGUAGAGGCGCAUUCGGUGAAAAGCUCAACAUUCUUCUCCCCCCGUUUUGUGCAUUCACAACAACCUGCAAGCGGCAGCGGCGGCGCAUCGCUCACGAAUCCUCUCGGGGCACCAUCUAGAACGAAUCCGGAGGAAGCGCGCGACGUGUGUGAGGAUGUUGUCAUCGGGCGCAUCGGAAGAACUAAAAAUAAUUCUUUAAACGCCGGCGGCCCAACCAGGAAUAGAACUUGUGUGUUUUCUUUUUUCCCUUCAUCGCCCGCAUGCUGAAAUAGUGGCGUUUUGUUGGGACAUCAAAGUGAGUGUGUGUGUGUGUUGGAGCAAACCGAAAAGGACGAACCACCACUACACAAGCAGCAAAGGAUCACACGCAUACAAACGCAGCACACACACUCGUCGGUGCACACAAAGGAAAACCUCCGCACGGUCAGCAGCUGUCGUCGCUUGCCUCCCCACCAUCAGGCUCUUCGUCACCCUGCCAGGAGCGCAUUGUGUGCGUGCGUGUGUGCGCGUGUGUGGCAAAAGAAUAAAGGAUUAAAGCCACACCACACCAACCACCGCUUUUGUUUAUUGUGCGCGUGUGUGCGUGCGUACGUGCGAGUUCAUGCCGUUCCGCCGUUGUGUGUGCUAGUGUGUGCGUGCGUGCGUACGAAGGACUCUGUGGUACCUUCGAACAAAAGGGUCCAGCUCGAAGGAGGCGAUAUAGCAAGGCCACUCCGAGGGGGUGCCACGCGGGCGUGUGUGUGUGCGUGUGAAGCUGGAGUGCGGUGCACCGGUUUACGGGCCGGGCUUACGACGGGAAAGUGCAGUGGUACGUCGACCCACUGGAGGAGCUACUGAUGAUGUCCUCCCAUCAUCAUCUGCAUCACUCGCACCAUCAUCAGCACGAUAACAUCAUGUCUGAGGUGGAGGUGCCGGACGCGAACAUCGUGGAGGAGGUGGACGGCAGUGCCGGGUUCGGGGCGGAGAUCGACUACGACCAGUACGGCGGGGUGGACGGCCACUACGAGGAGGUGACGUGCGAGACGGAAGACUCGCAGGGGGGGCUGAUGGGGCACCAUCACCAUCACCAUCACCAUCAUCACCAUCAUCUCGGGCACCCGGGGGACGACGAUGAGGAGAUACUGCAGCACGAGCCGGACAUUGGGCAGGCGGUGCACGAGGAGGUGCUGGAUUCGUCCGGCGAUGCGCUGUGCGUGUACGGUGACAUCAAUCUGGAGAACGAAAUCUACAUCGAGUCGGCGACGACCACGCCGGGCCCGUCGUCCCGCAAGCGCAAAUCGCUCAAGCAGUCGCGCAGCGGCGGCGGUAUGAUGAACCGCAUCCGGGCGAACGAUGGCAACGUGCACCAUCACAGCAGCGGCAGCCACCAUCAUCACGGGCUGACGGCGGUGGAGCAGCUGGACGUGAAUCACAAGCGGCGCCGGUGGGAGCAGAAGCAGGUGCAGAUCAAAACGAUGGAGGGCGAGUUCAGCGUGACGAUGUGGGCGUCCGGCACGGACGACGACGACGGCUCGAACCCGGAGAUCGACCCGGACUACACGGAGUACAUGACGGGCAAGAAGAUCACGCCGGACAGCUGCGACAGCAUGCCGGGCAUCGAUCUGUCCGACCCGAAGCAGCUGAGCGAGUUCACCCGCCCGUCCCACAAAUCGAAAGGCGGCAGUGGGGGCAUCGGCAGUGUCAAGCUGUCCUCCAGCGCAUCCAGCUUGCUGCUGGCGGCGUCCCCGGACGGCCCCGGCAUGAUACUCGGUGGCGACGGUGGCAGCACCGGGGGCGGCGGCGGCGGUGGCGGACGGUCAUCGUCGGACGUGUCCGAUCGCAACAUUGCCUGCCCGCACAAGGGCUGCACGAAGAUGUUCCGGGACAACUCGGCGAUGCGCAAGCACCUGCACACGCACGGGCCGCGGGUGCACGUGUGCGCCGAGUGCGGCAAAUCGUUCGUGGAGAGCUCGAAGCUGAAGCGCCACCAGCUGGUGCACACGGGCGAGAAACCAUUCCAGUGUACGUUCGAGGGCUGCGGCAAGCGGUUCUCGCUCGACUUCAACCUGCGGACGCACGUGCGGAUACACACCGGCGACCGGCCGUACGUCUGCCCGUUCGACGGCUGCAACAAGAAGUUCGCCCAGUCGACCAACCUCAAAUCUCACAUUCUGACGCACGCGAAGGCGAAGCGCAACAGCAGCAGUGGCAGCAGCGGUGGCGGGGGCAGCAGCAGCCGACACCAGAGCGUGGCACAGGCGGCCGCCGCCUCCUCGCCGCAUCAUUCGGGCGCGGGCAACACCAUCCUGCCGCCGCAAGCCUUCGUCAAGAUGGAAUCGGUCGAGAUUGACAACGAUGCGUCGCAGUACAUUCUCUACACGGAUUAAACGCCGGGUGGAAGAGAAGAGUGCACUUGAGCGGAGAAGGAGAGGGAGGUUGUGGUGCACAGUCGCGUUUGUUGAUGCACACGCACGUUUUGCCAUUUAUUGUGUUUGAUAAGCGCUCGGCGCGCGCUAGGACAUGCUAGAGAGAGAGAGAGAAUACAGUCGAAUUUGACCGAGGACACGCGAAAGAGACGGCAAAAGUGGUAACAAAACAAUUGUGAUAGAAGGGUAUUGAGGAUCACAACCAGUAGCCAGUAGCGAAGAAAACAAAUAUCGCCCCAUGAUCGAUCAUUCACUCGAAGAGGAUAACAAGAAAGCGGUUGCAAAAUCCUUAAGCUUUCAAUGCGCAUUGCGUUGCGCACACCAACACACGCACGCAUCAUCAUCCUCUAGUAGGCGCGUGCAUGUAUGCGUUUGAUGCUAGCACGCAGCUACUUUCAGUUUGUGAAAAGGAGCGGGAGAGGGGUUUGGUUCAUUAUCUAUCCUCGGACAGUUUAAGUGCUGUUUUUUUUGUGUGUGUGCAACUAAUUCCCCCUCCGCAGGAGUAUAGAGUACAAGGAAAUAGAGAGAUGUGCAUUUCGUUGUGGUUGGGGGCACUCUUGGGAAAUCCCAGAACUAUUUGCACGCUACGCGGAUGCCUUUGACGGCCGGCAUCUUGGGGCAGGGUAGGCAAAGAGAGCAAGCGAGAGGAGCAAAGCGUGCGAUACAGUCAUUUUUAGUGUGUAAGGAUAAGUCUCUUUCUUUUUUUUUAAGAAUUCCAACUUUCCCUUGUACAUACACAAUCUUUAUUCCUUACCAAACCUACCUACCUAACUACCUACCUCCCGCGCAACCCAUUUGCGGGAUAAAACGGAAAAGAACAAGGCAACAAACUACACUAGGCCGUGUGCGUGCAGUACAGGUACGAGCACAAAUGUCCACAAUAUGCGCACCUUUCGCCUUGUGCGUUGUGCGAGAUUCAUCCUAGAGAUCAAAGUAGCAGUAGGCAGACAGGCAGUUGUUGCCUAGCACUGUUGUCUCCAUCGCGCCAGGCAAAGGGGGGAAGAGAAAAAGCAACCAGAGAAAUAGCAAAACAAAAGAAAGAGAGAGAGAAAGCGAACCCCCCGAUUAUAUUUAGAUGUGCAUGUGUAUAUUUGGGUAAGGUAAAAACUAACAAACAAAAGAAAAACCAUCGAUAAGAAACGAACCGUCGUACGUGCGUGGGGGAGGAAGAGAGCAAAAGCGAGGUGAAAGCAGGCAUUCAUUAAGAAAGAUUUGUUUUAUGUACAAAAAAUAUGAAAGCUAAUGUAUCCACGACACAGAACAGAAUAGUAUGAUGAAGAUGAUGUGUGUACGUACGGUUUAUUAGACGCAAAAAAGGGGAAGACAGAUAGAACAGGGAAACACGAAAGUAUGUACAUAGCAAAACAAACACACAAACAAACAAACAAGCAGCAGAAUCAGCCAUCUAAGCAGAGGAGGUAGAGUCCUCACCGCAUCUUCUUUCCGUGAAAAGUGCGAAUGUGUAUAUUGUUUUUUUUGUUUUCUUUUGGUUUUACUAUUCUUUAGUUAGUGCGCACACACAAAACGGUAUACACACAAACACACCAACAAAUAGGAGUUAAUUUAAAAAAAAAAAGAAA